AUGCCUCAACAAUCGGCACAAUCCUCCAGUGAGACUGACCCAACCGCGAUAUGCAGCUGUAAGCGAACCGAUCAUCCUAAUGAUAGUACCCAGUGGGGGUGUAACAACACUGUUCAAGGAUCUCAACAAUUCUGUGAUGAGCGUUGUCGAGACGAUCCUUUAUGUCAUGCGUCCCUGACAACGCUAUCACAAAACAUGCAUGGCAAUUCGCGACAGGGCGGCACUGACGAAGUUGCAUUUGAAACUUUCGAUAGCAUGUCUGCGCAUUUUGUAGGCCGCCAACAAGGCUCCUCUUCGAAAUUUGACUUCUCAGCGCCAUCUAGACCUCCUGAACGAGGAACAGCAGGUUAUGACCGGGUCUCAACCAAUGACUUGUUAUCCAUGCAAGAACAAGUCGCACGCAUGGGUCCAGAAGAGCAGCGAACUUUCCAUGAAUGGUUCAGCCAUUACGCGAGGACAGGGGAAGAAUGGUAUAACCCGGAUGGUGGUCAACAUAAUCCUAAUGCUGGAUAG
Molecule: messenger RNA, 513 nt
Organism: Kwoniella botswanensis
Lineage: Eukaryota; Fungi; Basidiomycota; Tremellomycetes; Tremellales; Cryptococcaceae
Exons: 2
Coding region: 1-513 (170 amino acids)
Source: RefSeq, a predicted model, not a curated record